AAACGGAGAAAGUGGGACAAAAUUUCUGAGUUAAUCAAGAUGUCAAGACAGCAACUUGGAGGUCUAGCAUAUAGUGAUGGAGUGUCAAUGUUUGACGCCAUGCAAGCUCAUAGAGAUGGAAUGAGCGGUGUUGUGGUUGGAAGUAUGCAGCCUUGGGUGGAAGUUUCUGCUCUUCGGAGUGGGGCAUCAAAGGUCCUGACAGUUGAAUAUAACAAUCUAACCAUUCAAGAAGAGUUCAAAAACCGGAUGUCUGCAAUUCUUCCCAUCGAUUUUGUUACAAACUGGCAUCAGUUGAAUACGCCGGAAAGUUUGACUUUGCCGCUUCAUUCUCAUCUCUCGAGCAUUCUGGAUUAGGAAGAUACGGUGAGCCAUUGGAUCCAAUCGGAGGUCUACUGUUCAUCGGAUUCCCACUGGGCACUGAUGCUAUUCAAUUCAAUGCUCAUAGAAUCUACGGCUCAAUUCGUCUUGCGAUGAUGAUGUAUGGAUUCGAGUGGAUUGAUACAUUCUCUGGAGACUCCGAACAACCAAAUAAUCUUACAUCAGAACGGCUUAAUUCCGCACCCCUGUUUGGAACAUCUCAGAACACUCUAGUUUUGAGAAAGAUCUAA
Caenorhabditis elegans is the source of this 608-nucleotide messenger RNA. Lineage: Eukaryota; Metazoa; Nematoda; Chromadorea; Rhabditida; Rhabditidae. The record is from the annotation of a RefSeq genome assembly.